AUGGCCUUGCCGCUGUCGCAAUCCGUGCCACGCUCACAACCUGACCUCGACAUUUCUCAGGCGAACCCCAAGAUUACAGAGAUUGGUAUUGCUGUAAGCAGCCCAUCAGAAAUGCGACAAUACAUCCCAGCAGGCGCCUUACAAGCCGAGAUCACAACAUCAAUCACAGCUGCUCCAGUGGAUGAAUCAGGGCAAGGGACGAAGCAAAAGUCCAAGAAAUGGGGAUUUCUGACAAGAUCAAUCUCCAAGCGUCUUGCUAGUGAUUCCACAUCUAGCAGAGGGAGAGCCGUAACAAACCCGUCUUCCGAUUUGCCUUUUCACGAAAAGGUGACCUCGCAACUUGGCCGGGCAGCCAGCAUGCGAUCGCGGGCUAAACCAGUGUUCGGUCGACACCAGGAAGACCUCGCUGCAACUGGCAAUCCAUACGAAAGGCACAGCGGCCCUCCUCUAUCCCCAUCAUCACGACACGAUUACAGAGACCUACAUACAAGAGAGCGGAAUUCUAUGUCGUCUCUCGAGUUGUUCAAACCCCUGCCAGACACCCCGGUCCUCAAUAUCACGAUACCAACGAUGAGGAUGGAGCGUUACAGUGUCAUGUUUAGUGAAGUUCUUAACAGGGCUCAAAAAGAACCGGUGACAUCUAGUCAUUUGACGCUCAGCUCAUCUGCGUUAAAUACGAUCGAAGAGGGUGAGGGAGAGAAGAUGAACAUUGAACGGGUUCCACAACAACAGCAGCAGCAAUCUCAAAGAGUUCAGCCCAUGUAUUCGAGGAGUAGAGCAAACACAGGCUCUGACGUUAUGUCAAAUGAGUCCUCCGAAUACACACAUGAACCGCCGAGGACAUCGCAGAGACCUACAUCUGGCACAUCAGCCAAUUCUGCCGAUGGGCGCUUGUCUAGCGUCAACGGGGAACAACGUCAGCCACUCGUCUCCAAAUUUCAUCGACCAACUCGAUCUCCAGACAGCAUAUGGAGUCAUACAUUGCCCACUAUAGAAAAGUCUCUCGAUCAGCCCAAGCCGUCGAGUGAGCAUUCCGAAGGAGACGCUGUGCAAAUACUCGAGAGCUCUACAAAUUCUCAUCAUUCUGCUCUCACAGGAGCAUCUGAUACUGAGGUUAGACAAGCGCGGUCAGCUUCUUUGCGUCAAGACUAUCCGGACUUGACCAAGCCGGUGGUGAAGCCGAAAGUUGAAGAGCAGGAAAGUAUAUACGAAGUUGCCAUUGCUAGGCAAGUGAGCAUAUCGAGACAACAGCGCACCAUGCUGGGGCCGCUGCUUGGUUCUACGUCAAGACGAGGCCCGCGGAGUCCGAACCAACGAGACGCGGCAGCACGGAUAGCUUUGGGAACAAGCACACUGGUAGCGGAGAACAACACCUCUACUCCUACGGUGGUACGUCCAUCUGCAGAGUCUUGUGGCAGCCCAGAUAUGUUGCCCCACGGCGAAAGGGCAAUUAUAGAGCGCGUGUGA
Messenger RNA from [Torrubiella] hemipterigena, 1467 nucleotides. The record is from the annotation of a GenBank genome assembly. NCBI's taxonomy places the organism in Eukaryota, Fungi, Ascomycota, Sordariomycetes, Hypocreales, Clavicipitaceae.